This is a messenger RNA of Aureobasidium musti, 3084 nucleotides long. The record is from the annotation of a GenBank genome assembly. NCBI's taxonomy places the organism in Eukaryota, Fungi, Ascomycota, Dothideomycetes, Dothideales, Saccotheciaceae.
AUGUUCAACUACGACAUUGGGACACCUUGUCCAGCACCCGUCCACGGUGGGCGUGAAGUCGCGUCGCCGUUGGAAGUAAACAAAAACAAAAGCAUUUUCGACCAUGCCUUUGACCAGUUCAACGACAAUACCACCCAAAACAUUGCACAUCUGGUACAACAGGAAUUCAAAAAUGCUCCGCCUCGUAGAACUCAAAAUCUAGCAAGAAAGCCUAGACGUGCUCCUACCACCAUUUUUGAGGAUGCCAGCAGCAGCAACAACAACCAGCGCGAAUCUUACCGACGCGAUGAGCCCGCUGGAAUGAUGAGAAGCAGCGCUAUUCAUGCCAGACCAGCUCAGAGAAUUCGCAUUCAGCCGUCAAAGGACGAGAAGCCGGCCNCUCUACCAACGAGCAACAGCAAUGAUAUCGCAAACUUCAAGCCUAAUAUCAGCACAAACAAGCCUACAAAUGAAGACAGAAGACGAACCAUCUGGAUUCCUGAGGAUACGACACUACUCUCAAUUCACCCUGGAGCAUAUGACAACACACUCCGCGAUGAGACGCUUGGUCUACCUUCAUGCAACUUGGACAUUACACCUAUGAGGGAGACCCCUCAGCCUAUGCGACUGGGAGCUAGUGCUAUGAGGCAAGCUCAGAAGAUGGCGUCUGCUUCGAAACGCAAUGCCCUCCGAUCUGUUGCUCCAUCUCAGCCGAACGUGUCGCACAACGUGAUGGGUACUGGUGGAGGUAAGGAGAACAUGCUUCCGGGUGCUCUGCUUUCUCGAAACUCCAAGACUGAGAAGCCUUUGGUUAAACCACUGAGUAAAGCUGCACCUCUGGGUACCAGCAAGUCACAGUCGUCUCUGAGACAGACGACACUCAAUUCAGCCACGACAAGUAGCGUUAAGAAGCGAUCUGCACCAGAGCUGAAGGAUGCCCCGAAGCCAAAGGUUCAGGCUAGAGCUCUGCAUGAACGAUCCAGUGUUCGUAACGAAGUUCUUCCUCGAUCUACCAACUUGGAUCCAUUUUCCAGGGAUUUCAAACACAAGCCGUCCACAACCUCCAAGCAAACCAACAAACCUUCGAUAAGCAGACCUGUUGCGAGCACAAUAAAAUCGAAGAACAUUAGUUUACCACCGAACACCAUGCCGCCGAGAGACAUCAGUCUACCAGAUGUCAAACGUUCCGUGUUCCUUUCCGCAUCGCGAUAUCCUGUCCUGAGCGAUGAUUUGGGCCAGCCCGAACUGUACGAGGAUAAUUGGCUGCAGAAUCAAGAAGUCGCGCUCACACAACUGGUCAACGUGGUCUUCCAACAAGCACAUGAGUCGCCUGCCAUAAAUGGUGUGGCUGCUCUGCGAAGCAAAAUGUUGACCUUGUAUCAUGAUGCGUCGGUGGCUACUCUUCAUCAGCGCUUGAAAGCUUCUCUGUCAUGCGGUGCCCUCAGCAUGCCAAAGGAUGCACCUCACUCUCCCAAGCUCAGAGACGACAUUGGUCUUCGCCGCCAAUUCUUCGACCUCUUUGGCAACACCUACGAUCCGGACGCAUUGCAAGCCGCGGCCGAGGUAGUAGUUGGACGAGUUGUAGCUCCUGCUACCAACCCUACACAGUCAAAGCUAGGCGCAUCUUCGAGUGGCGUCAAAGAGUGGAAACGUUUCUGUUCGACCUUUNUCGUUGACCAUGAGGAUUCUGCUGAGCUUCUACAAACCAACAGAUCGUCUGAGGAUUCUACGAUCCAGCCUGGUACAGCAGAGUGGUUCUGGCAGAGGACUGUUUUACGUGGACUGAUGCUCAUUCAUCUACUUGACCAGGCGAAGACUACCGGCAGCUUCCCAACCUGCUUGUUCCAAGCAUUUUCGCCUCAUAAGUCAUCUGUUAGUGUGCUGCGUGCUUUUGCGAAACUCAUGGUUCCUUCUGUUGGAGACAUUGCUCGACCUCUUGGACAUCUCGGCUACUCGGUUCGUCACUUACAGGAGCCAUUGGAAGAAUACACAUACCGCAUCGAUAAUCUCGCUGUCGAUCUUCGUGAUGGUGUACUGCUUACGAACUUUGUCGAACUUUUGUUGUACCCUUCUAGAAGCCUGGAUGAACGUUCUGACCGCACCGUUACUCUUGACCUUCCUGAUGGUGCAACACUUACCAGCUUCCUGGAUACAAGCCCGACAGCUCGUGUCCUGAGCCAGCACCUCAAGUUCCCCUGCAACAGCAAGGCACAGAAGAUGCACAAUGUUCAGGUUGCAUUAAGCGCUCUGGCCGGAGCUCGUGGCCUUGCUGGUACCGCCAUCGAGACAAUCAAGGCCGAAGAUAUUGUCAAUGGUCAUAGAGAGAAGACUCUGAGCCUCCUCUGGGCGUUGGUCAGUAGAUGGGGACUUGGAUACCUGGUUGAUUGGAAUGAACUCAAGAAGGAGACUUUGCGCUUCUCAAAAUGCUCGAUACAGCCUGUCGGAAUCAACUAUGCUCUCAACGAAGAGCAGCCAGAUGCGAAUGAACAAGGUCCUUUGUUGAAGGAAUGGGCUGCAAGUGUUUGCCAGCAGCACAAGGUCAUCGUGACCAAUUUGACAACUUCUUUCGCCGAUGGUCGUGCUUUGGCAGCCAUCAUUUCAACCUACGCCAGCUAUGUCCCCAAACCAGCAAAGAAGUCUUCGGACAAGUCGUCGACGGCCGACAAACUUCGCAGCCUUGGAUGCAGUGAAUCUUUUGUCGCGCUCUUCGCCUCACAAGCAACCACAAUCCCAAGCCGCAGCAACACGAUUGCUCUUCUCGCCUUCCUUGCAUCUCGUCUACUACCUUUAGCCCGCACUCACAGAGCCGCUUGCAUCAUCCAGAACGCCUAUCGCCUACGUCUUGCCCGCCGCAAUAUCUCUUUGCGUAUCCAAAAGAUGAAGGCAGCCACCGAUUGUGCGGCCAUGGCAGCAAACAAGCAAAGAGAAGUUGAAGCGGCAGUGAUUUUGCAAAGAGCUUGGAGAGCUGUUUUGGAUCGUCGUAUCGAGUGUUUGGAAAGAGAUGUCUUGAUUUUCCAAUCUUUGGCCAGAGGUUGGGGUGUUAGAAGAGCUACUGCAGGUGCUUUGGGCAAUGGUUCAGGAAGACGAGUUAUGGGUGGAUGGUGA